AUGACGGGUCGCGAGUCCAACCGCAUUAAGGAUGCAGAGAAGAAGCGAGUCCUGGACGUCGCCGCCCGACAGCGUCGAGCCCGCAAGGCUUUGGAGGCUCUCGAACAAGACAACUUCCAUGAUGACCCACACGCCGACUUGGUCAUGUCCAAGAAGGUGCCAAAGUUUCAAGAUAACGUUAAGACCGCCAAGGAUAAGAAGAACAAACGCAAAGGUGCCGAGUACUUCCGGGCCAAGUACCGCAAGAACUUCCAGCAGCUGCUCGAGGAGGAUAAGCAGCAGCCCAACUACGAGAGCGCCUCCGCCCCGCCACCACAGAAACCAGUUCGUCACUUUUGCGCCGUGUGCGGAAACUUCUCUCUCUACUCCUGCACAGCUUGUGGAACCCGCUAUUGCCGUGUCAGGUGCCUGAACACUCACCAGGACACACGUUGCCUCAAGUGGACCGCCUAAUCAUGUAACAUUAAGGAAUAAAAAAAUGUCUAGAUUU
Molecule: messenger RNA, 490 nt
Organism: Drosophila bipectinata
Lineage: Eukaryota; Metazoa; Arthropoda; Insecta; Diptera; Drosophilidae
Product: zinc finger HIT domain-containing protein 1
Biological process (GO): chromatin remodeling
Cellular component (GO): Swr1 complex
Molecular function (GO): nucleosome binding
Source: RefSeq, a predicted model, not a curated record